AUGUUGAGUAAAUUUGGUGCUAAUACAAAAGUAAAUAUUACUUACCUGGUAUGCCAUUUGGAAAUAUAAGAUUUAUUACAUUUUCAGUUUCAAUAUCCAUUUUUUAUUUAAAUAAUACAUUUGUACAUAUAAUGAAAAUAAUUAAACUAUUAUCAUGUACUGCAUGUUAUAUGUACAAAUAUUACACGUCUAAAAUAUUGUUUCGUAUCUUGAUAGAAUACCUUGAUUGUAGUAGUACAGUUAUUGGCUGUUGGCUGUAAGCGUAACAUACAGGUCUAUAAGAAAUAUCCAAUCAUUUUAAUUCUUAACUGGGCUACUGUUUAUUAAUAAUAUGAUUGUAUGAAAAAUUAAAUUGUGGUGUAAAUAAAUUUAAAUUUGAUCGAAUAUAAACGACCAAAAUGUAUAAAUGAAAUAUAUUUAAUAUUGUUAUUAUAAAUACUGAAUUUAUAAAUUAAAUAUUUCUAAGAUAUAAAAAUUUUAAAAAUAGUUUAUCAAAUCCAAUUUUCAUUAACAGAAGUAUCUUUUAAAUCAGAAAUUUUAUAAAGGGUUUGAAUUAAAUUUAAUAAUUACAUAUAAAUACCACAUUUAAUUUGAACUUUUUAACAGUAAAUAAUAUAGAUAGGAAUAUAAUAUAGUAUGAAAUUUUAAUAUGAAAUAAUAUUUCUUAAAUAAAUUGUAGAAUGUAGACACCAUCCUGUAUGCAUAUGUAAGUACUUAUAUAUAUAUCACUAUUGUGUAUAUACAUGUUAUCUAUUUAUUAGAAAGAGCAUAUUUAAGUUAAAAUAAAUAACAAUUAAAAUUACUUAUUGAAGAAUUGUACUAUAAUAUUCAAUAAUAAUUUCAUUCGCUACAAAAUGAUAUUAAGUGUUCUUAAACAGGUAAAUACGUACGCUUUUUAUUCAAGAUAAGGUUAUGUUAAUCUAUCAUAUUUAUUAAAAUGAUUAUUUAAUCAAAUUGUAUGUAUAGAUAACAACAUACUGUCAAUGUCCAUUAUUUAAUAAAGCAGUGAGACUUUACGGUAUAUAUGAACCGCCAUAUAUAAAGGUUUUUUCAUAAAUUAUAUGUUAUAUUUUAUUUGUAUUAUGUUUGUUUGAUAUUUAACUUAUUCUUAUUAUUAUAGGCAAAGGAAUUUGAAAUACCACUUUAUCCUGUUUUAAACAUACAACUUAGAGGAUACAAGUAUCCUGUAAUAGAGAGUUAUCAAAGUUUCAUUCAUAAAAUAGUAGAAGUAUUUGAUUUUACUAUUGAUGACAGCAUUGCUUUUCCACAUAGAGAAUUUAAGAUAAAAAGAUUUAAGAAAGGAAGUACUAUAGUUGAUACUGAAUAUGACUUAAAAAUUUAUGAGAGGGACAUACAAAUAUCAAAUGUUUCGUCUACAAAAUGUCCCAUUUUUAUUAGAGUGUUAGAAGCAAGUUUGCCAGAAGGAGUUUCAUUAGUUAUUGAUAAAUAUGAUCCAAUACUACAAAAGAAACGUCUAAUACCCAACAAAGAAUUGAUUGAUGUGAAAAAUGAACUAGAAGAAUCCCUCGAAACUAAACAGAAAUAA
Messenger RNA from Heterotrigona itama, 1546 nucleotides. Lineage: Eukaryota; Metazoa; Arthropoda; Insecta; Hymenoptera; Apidae. The record is from the annotation of a GenBank genome assembly.